Messenger RNA from Micropterus dolomieu (smallmouth bass), 1467 nucleotides. It is a transcript of the gene tmem231, whose product is annotated as transmembrane protein 231. Gene Ontology annotation, cellular component: ciliary membrane; ciliary transition zone. Gene Ontology annotation, biological process: regulation of protein localization; cilium assembly. Bases 331 to 1260 code for a protein of 309 amino acids. The record is from RefSeq and is a predicted model, not a curated record. NCBI's taxonomy places the organism in Eukaryota, Metazoa, Chordata, Actinopteri, Centrarchiformes, Centrarchidae. The transcript is spliced from 8 exons.
UGCUACUACUGGCAGCCAUGGUAACCGUGAGACGCUAAGCUAAGCUAAAACAUGGCGUGGUGCGUGGUACUACAUAAGCUAGGGUGCUAACGUAAAUAGCUUAUUAAUACGCCUUGAAAGACGACUGCAUUUCGAAGGCUGUUGGAUGGAUAUUACUUAACGACGGUUAAUAGCUGUGUUUGUUGUCUGUGAUAGUUUCACUCGCGUUAGUCCUCCGGGCUUAUCCACUCAGUUAGCAGCUAACGUUAUGUUAGCUUGAGCAUUAACAGGCUAGCCGGCUGACUUGAUACACAACACUGGCGGUUACGAACACUAUUUAUUGCGUUACCUAUGGCUUUCUAUGAAGUGUAUUCUCAUCCGGCUUUGAUUCGGUACAAAACGAGUGUUUGCACAAAAGCCACUCUGUUUCUGGUUGUUGUUCUCUGCCUCACCUACAUCCCACCUCUGCUGGUUGCUUACAGGAGCCAAGGUUUCUGGAUCAAAAGAAGCACUUAUGAGGAACAACCGGUUGUGAGGUUCCAGUACCAGACUCUGCUGGUGGCAGCAACCAGUACUCAGGGAGACUAUGUGGCCUGGAGCACCUUUCCCCAUCUUAACAACAUGCUUGGGGCCAACCUCCGGAUCCCUGCUGUUUCUGUGAGAGAAGAAGACCAGAACCAGGACGGGAAGUUGGAUCUUCUGAAUUUUCAACUGCAGCUACCUCUAAAACCUGAGGAACAGGUGUACAGUGUCCAACUGCUGCUCACCUUCAGCUACCAGCUCUUUCGGAUGUCCACAGUAGUGAUGCAGAGCCUGGCCUAUGUGCAGCACUCUUCUUCUGUCCCCGGAGCUAAGCUGUUCAUCAGCGGAGACCUGAGGCUGCAGCAGAAGACACCCCUGCCUCACCGAGGACUGUUCAACAUUUACAAUGUGUCAGUGAUCGAUGGCUCCAGCCCCUUUGCAAGUGCGUAUGACCUUGACAACAUAAUUGGAAGCUACCAGGAUAGAAACUUGACCACAGUACUGUCCUGUCCCAUGCCAGUCUGGACUGUGGGACGAGCUGCUGGUUCUCCCUUUCAGCUAAAUGCAAAAAUCCGGUACCCUUUGGAGGUCAUAAGCUAUCGUCCUGGCUUCUGGGAAACCAUCAAAUUUGCCUGGGUUCAAUACGUCAGUGUCCUCCUCGUCUUCCUCUGGAUCUUUGAACGCAUACAGAGAUUUGUUUUUCAGAACCAGGUUCUAACUACCGUACCCAUACCAGUGGGAAAACCUCAUCUUUCAUGAUGCAGUAGAAGUGCCUUGACCUCCAGGUUUCUACGCAGGCCCUGCUCUACACUAGUUACACUAGUUCUUGCUCUUGAAAAGGCAUUUCUUCUUUUACUGCUGUUUGAAGCAAUCGAAAUUUAUAGAAAAUAUAAAUACAUUUUCUAUAUUUUUUACUAUUUGUAUGUGUGACAGUUUGUGACUGUAAUUAAAGAAAUACUUUGUCAA